AUGACGGGGAAAGGAGCGAAAGGGUUGAUUAUGGGGAAACCUAGCGGCAGCGAGAAGGACAAGGACAAGAAGAAACCCAUAACCCGUUCUUCGCGAGCUGGACUUCAGUUCCCAGUAGGUAGGGUGCAUCGUCUGUUGAAGACAAGGUCCACUGCUCACGGAAGGGUUGGAGCAACCGCAGCUGUUUACACGGCGGCGAUAUUGGAGUACCUGACCGCAGAAGUGUUGGAGUUGGCCGGUAACGCGAGCAAGGACCUGAAGGUGAAACGUAUCUCGCCGAGGCACUUGCAGCUCGCGAUCCGUGGAGACGAAGAGCUCGACACUCUCAUCAAAGGAACCAUAGCUGGUGGUGGAGUCAUCCCUCACAUCCACAAGUCUCUCAUCAACAAAUCCGCCAAGGAAUAG
Molecule: messenger RNA, 405 nt
Organism: Microthlaspi erraticum
Lineage: Eukaryota; Viridiplantae; Streptophyta; Magnoliopsida; Brassicales; Brassicaceae
Source: the annotation of a GenBank genome assembly